GCCGCGCCGCCCAGUGCGGGCCCUGUGCAAGGAGCUGGCGGCGCGGCCCCGGGCGUGGCUGGUAACUAGCACCAGCAUCCUCCCUUUGGAUCUGUAGCUGCAAGGAAUGGCCAUGGAAGAUGACAAGAAGACUGAGGUAGUACUGCUGGCCUGUGGCUCCUUCAAUCCCAUCACCAACAUGCAUCUAAGGUUAUUUGAGCUGGCUAAAGACUACUUCAAUGAAACAGGAAAAUACAAAGUAAUCAAAGGAAUCAUUUCACCAGUAGGUGAUGCCUAUAAGAAGAAAGGUCUGAUCAGUGCAAAUCACCGAGUAGCUAUGGCAAAACUAGCUACAAAAAACUCAGACUGGGUGGAAGUGGAUGAUUGGGAAAGCAGCCAGAGCGAGUGGUUGGAAACACUAAAAGUUUUAAGGUACCAUCAUCAAAAGCUUUUACCUUCUGAUCCCAGUAAUAGUCUGCAGAAUGCUGUACCUUUAACAAAGCCAGGACGGAAGAGGAAACAGGAACCAAACAGGCAUGAUCCUGUUAAAAAGAAAAACCAGAGUCCAGACGUAAAAAGUGUCCCACAGGUUAAACUGCUUUGUGGAAGUGACAUGCUGGAAUCUUUUGGGAUCCCAAAUCUGUGGAAGUUGGAGGACAUCACAGAAAUUGUGGAAAACCAUGGCCUUGUGUGCAUCAGCAGGGCUGGAAACAGCGUUCAGAAAUUCAUCUAUGAAUCUGACAUUUUGUGGAGACAUAAGAAUAAUAUUCACCUUGUGGAAGAGUGGAUCACAAAUGACAUUUCCUCCACCAAGAUUAGGAGAGCACUGCGGAGGGGCCAGAGCAUUCGUUACCUAGUGCCUGAUGUAGUUCAGGCAUACAUAGAAAAACAUAAUCUAUAUAGCCCAGAGAGUGAAGACAGGAAUGCUGGGGUUGUCUUGGCUCCCUUACAGAAACAGGCAAGUGAAUCCAAGAAUUAACAGGCACUAUACACCAAAUUUUAUUUCUGCUGUGAAAAAAACCCCACAGUCCAGCACAGGAAAAUAUGGGUUUGUGGGGUUGGUGGGUUUUUAGUUUGUUUGUUUUCUUUUUAAAUUAAAUAGUGGGCUAAUUCUGUGGCUUUAGUACACAUGUAGUUGCUGGUGAGGUUUGGUGCACUCAGUAAGUGGACCUGCAGAGUCUUUUUAAAUUCAAGAAUAUGAUUUUUAUGUUUAAGCACUUUGUCACAGUGCUGUGAACUAAGGAUAAGAACCAUACUUUAAUAGGAGAAGUACCAAUUAACAAAGAAAGCAACUGAAUGUUCUGAUUAGUUUUAACACUGGCUGCUAUUUAUAAAAGAACAAAAAUGUUCUUAAUAACUUUUACUGUCUUAACAGACAAAGCUAUUUCAUUUCAGAAUGUACCAUUUACUGAUGGUGAAACUAUAGACAGGACUUCUUCCAAAAUUAUCAACAUGUGCUGCACCUCAAAGAAAUUAUUUAGCUCUAUCCUGGAAGGGAAAAAUGUACUCCUAGCUGAAGUGGUGCUAGAUAGACCAUGCUUUGAGCUGCCUGCCUUGCAAACAUCCAGCCUAUUUGUCUGCUGUUGUGCGAUUAGCUCCCAGAAGUGCUUUGUGCUUUACCUCUCCAUUUGUGUUUCCAGAGCUCAGCACUGUUUCUCAUGGAAGGACAGCCCUACUUCCAAAACUGGUUUAUAGCAAAUAAUUUAUAGGAUAGAAAUGAAUAAUGGUGUCGUUGCAGGGAUUCUCAGACAGUUGUCCCUUUAUUUCAAACAAUAAAUGAUCUUUUACUUCUGAGCUAAAUGUAUAUAGCCAGAACUGUUUUCUGUGAGAGGAGAAGUGGUGGGGUAUUAAGACUGUAAGUAAAAUGGUUUUGUUUGCUAGAAAUCUUGUUUUGAAUCUAACUGUAUAUUGUCUGUAUCAGGUGAAUGUAAACUAGAGAGGCACUGUGAAUGUCAUGGGGAUGGAAUUCUACCUCCCUUUAUUGACUAUCAUCCCAUUUUUGUUUGGAUUCUGUGCCUUAUUGAAAAUGUCAAGGUUUCCAAGUGACCUUAGGGGUCAACAGCUUUUUAGUAAGAUCUCCACAAGAAGACUUUCUUCUCAUUUUUCAGACCAACAACUCCAGCACAAUGUGAGACUUGAGCCUAGAUGCUCUUGGGCAAGUCUACAACCAGGGACAUAUUCCAGGAUCAUAACUGUCACAAAGCAUCAUCCUCCUUCCCUGGGCAGGGGAUCCCCAAAGAGCUGAGGCUUCCCUAGCAGCUUAGGGGGAGUCUGGAGCACAGAAGCCAAACACAGAACAUCGCAGAGGGCCCUAGCAUCUGCACAUCUCAUAUAUAUAAUCCAGCAGGGGAGUCAAGACGCUGUUAGAAAAACCUAUAACCCACACUGAAGCUACCGCUAGGCAUACAAACUUGGAGCCCCACAUGAAAUUCUGCAGUUUCCAUACAUUAUAACACCUGUUCUACUGGCUCCAGCCUGCAAAGGUGGCCAGGAAAUCAGUGUAGUAAAAUUGAGUCACAGCUCAGAAGUGCAUCUGUAGAUGCAUUGUGACAGAAAGAAGCAUCAUGGAUUCUUAGAUUCUUUUCUUGGUGGCUCCUGCAUCAUGUGCUUGGUCUGCCGUUUCACUCCUAGAGCUCAGGCCAGUUUAUGCUGCCCUCAUAAUGAGGCUGGGUUUGUUUAUCAUCAAUAUAGUAAAGGAUAAAUUAUGCCUCCCAUGACACUUCAGCAGUCAAACAGCCAAACCUGAUUGAAGAUAACUAUUCUUGAUGAUGUGUAGGAAAGAACAAGAUCUACUUUCCUCUUUUGCUGUCUGUCUUUAUGACUGACAGGAACAGAGGGCAAGACAGACUUAUCUUCAGUACUCAAGUCAGCCAGCGUGCUGAGUAAACAGAGAAGAUUUUUCUAAUGGGAAAGCACCCUGUUUGUAUGGUCACUUUUCAGAAUAAAACUGCACUUUAAGUCUGGGUUUAUUCUUCCAGUAAAUGAUGCUGGGGUAUGUCGGUGCACUUGUGUAAUUUUAGAGAAACUGCAAAUUCAAUAGGAUGUUCUAUAAAGUUUUGAUCUUUGAGUGGUUCUAUUUCACUGGGUUUUGCUGUAGUUAUGUGUGAUGGGUCUUUCAAUAAAACAAACUGCAUGCAA
Dryobates pubescens (Downy woodpecker) is the source of this 3117-nucleotide messenger RNA. It is a transcript of the gene NMNAT1, whose product is annotated as nicotinamide nucleotide adenylyltransferase 1. The transcript has 5 exons. Lineage: Eukaryota; Metazoa; Chordata; Aves; Piciformes; Picidae. The record is from RefSeq and is a predicted model, not a curated record. Bases 107 to 958 code for a protein of 283 amino acids. Gene Ontology annotation, molecular function: nicotinate-nucleotide adenylyltransferase activity; nicotinamide-nucleotide adenylyltransferase activity. Gene Ontology annotation, biological process: NAD+ biosynthetic process.